Messenger RNA from Perognathus longimembris pacificus (Pacific pocket mouse), 2038 nucleotides. RefSeq names its product dynein light chain Tctex-type 3 (gene Dynlt3). The record is from RefSeq and is a predicted model, not a curated record. The coding region runs from base 65 to 415 and encodes 116 amino acids. Lineage: Eukaryota; Metazoa; Chordata; Mammalia; Rodentia; Heteromyidae. Gene Ontology annotation, cellular component: cytoplasm; kinetochore; cytoplasmic dynein complex. Gene Ontology annotation, biological process: microtubule-based movement. The transcript has 5 exons. Gene Ontology annotation, molecular function: dynein intermediate chain binding.
AGGCCAGUGCGCGGCCGCAGCGAUCCACCCGCAUCGCUCCGCCCUUGGGAGACUCGGAGGCACCAUGGAGGAGUACCACCGCCACUGCGACGAGGUUGGCUUCAAUGCUGAUGAAGCUCACAAUAUUGUCAAAGAGUGUAUAGAUGGGGUUUUAGGAGGUGAGGACUACAACUACAACAGUAUCAACCAGUGGACUGCAAGCAUAGUGGAGCAAUCACUAACUCAUUUGGUUAAGUUGGGGAAAGCAUACAAAUACAUUGUGACUUGUGCUGUGGUUCAGCGAAGUGCAUACGGCUUUCACACAGCCAGCUCAUGUUUUUGGGAUACCACUUCUGAUGGAACCUGUACUGUAAGAUGGGAGAACCGAACCAUGAACUGCAUUGUUAAUGUUUUUGCCAUUGCGAUUGUCCUGUAACCCACUAAGACAGGAUGGGCUGAAGCCAGUAACUUAAGAUUUGUCAGUAUAUCCUUUCUGAACAGCAUAAUAGUUACUUAUUCAUGUGCUAGAUGAUAAGUGUGCAACAUGCUUCAAAGCCGUUACAAAACUGAAUAUUCUAAGUAAGUUGGAGGAUUAGCUCAUUCUACAUGGCAUCAUUUAAAUAUGAAAUUAAUAAAUGUUAGCAAAAAAUAAGUGCAGAAAUGUGGCAUGAUAUAAAACUAUAAUCUUAUAUUUAUACCAGCUUUUUACUAACAUCAUUAAUGUCCCUAAGGAACUGGGAAAAACAUUCAGAUGUUAUCUUUUAGCUACAGAAUUUAACAGGGAUAUAAAUAUGUGAACAAAAAAGCUGCAAGGAUAAAUUAACUUUUAAAUUUCUUUCCUUCAUUUAUUUGCCCACAAUACAAAGUGGGAAGUAAUUUUCUUGGGUUUUUUUUUUCAUUGUAUCACAUGUUACUGUGGGCCUUCUGGUGAAUCUUUUUUUUAAUUCAGUUUUUUUGGAUUUAAACUUGAAGUUGGAUUAAAAUUGAUAAACACAAAUUUUACAGUUAAGCAAAAUUAGUUACAGCAUAUGAUGAACAGUACAUGAUUCAGACAACUGCCUUACAAUCUCUUUCCACGUGGAACAAACAUUUCUUGAAUGCCUGUUGUGAGCAUAUUUCUCUACUAUGCAGUGCAGUUAUCAACAUACUGUUGGAAUGCUAAGUUUCUUUUGGCAGCUGUUUAGUUGGAGAAGUAGUGUUUAUGUUUGAGGAAGAAAAACUGAGUUGUUUGACAAGAGGGGGAAAAGUGAAGUAUGAUUAUUCAUGUAGAAGGAAGCAAAAUGAAAAGAACUUAUUGGUGACUGAGCUGUAGAUAUAAUUUUAAGAGUUGCUCUUAGUAUGUACAACAUAUGCAGCUCUUAGUUAAAGGCCUUAUUAGUCUUAACCAUAAAUGUGGUAAAUUUUAUCAUGGCUUUAAUUUACACUCAUAUGUAAAUAAUUUAAUAAGAGACGUAUUGCGUGUGGCUCAAAAUGAGCGGAGUAAGUGUAAAUGAAAAGUAUACAAUCAUUAGCGGGUUAUCUAAUAUCUCAGGGCUUAUGAAAUAUAUUUAAAUUUAUUAAGAAAACAAAAGAUAAAAUUAGGGUACACCACUGAUCACCAAAUGCGAAGUCAAUCUGCUAUUUAACCUUGAACACAAAAAUCAAUCUCUCCUAUUACCACUGACACCAAUACAUGUAGAAACUGGAAUUGUGAUUCACUGACAUUUUGGGGAACAAGUAUCCUUGUAGGAAUACUAUGUGCAUGGUAGACACUUUGCUAAAUAACAAAAAUUGUUCAGUGUUUAAGAAGGAGAAGAAGACAAUGCAAGGAUAUGGUUUAAUGCAGUGAUCUGUGAUUUUGAUAUAUCAGAAAUUCUAAGUCAUUAUCUUUAUGUUACUUUAUGCUGCUGGCUUUUGUGCCCCUGGAGCUUAUAAUAGUGACCAAAAUAUCUGUGCAGUAAAGGCUUGUUUUUGAUUAUUGUUGUUGAAGCCUGAUUUAAAAAAAUUAAUCGUAUCUCAUGAGCUUGCUAUCUACUCUGUUUCUAGUUAAGAUAUAAUAAAAUUAUAUUCCUGUGCUGUA